This is a messenger RNA of Thermothielavioides terrestris NRRL 8126, 1155 nucleotides long. RefSeq lists its product as uncharacterized. Lineage: Eukaryota; Fungi; Ascomycota; Sordariomycetes; Sordariales; Chaetomiaceae. The transcript has a single exon. Gene Ontology annotation, biological process: intracellular manganese ion homeostasis. Gene Ontology annotation, molecular function: manganese ion transmembrane transporter activity. The record is from RefSeq and is a predicted model, not a curated record. The coding region runs from base 555 to 914 and encodes 119 amino acids.
UCGGGUGUUUGAAUGAUGGCAGGCGUUGAAGGCGGGCAUUUGAUGCGAGUGAAAAUACACCGACGGAACUACCGUACCUCUUCUCCUCCCCGCUUCGUGUGAUAGUUGACCCAUGUUUGUGACCCUAAGUUGCCAGAGUCAAUUCCAAGCUGCAACCGCACAUGCCGCGAACUAAUCGCUACCUAAUCAGAACGCUCUCCUCUGAUCAGACACCAUGGCGUUCGAAGCAGCCAUUCAGCAACUCAGCCGCUUCUCAGUCCGCCGCCGCAACGCGCCCGCCACCCUCCCAGUCUACGAGGCGCUCCCUAGCCACGACAACAACAACAACGACGCCCCCAGCCCCCCCACAACCAACACCAACUCUGACUCUCACGAGACCUAUCCCCCCUCACCGUCCUGUCCCUCAUCAGCAUCCACAUCCACCACAUUCAUCACCGGCGUCCCCUGCCCCCGGGCCCCUUUCAAACCAUGCCCGCGCAGCAACACCGCUGGAGACGGUGCUGGCGCAUCUGGGAUGGCAUGGAUGCGACUGCAGCGCUGUCGUGGCGGAGGAGAUGCAGAUACCGCGGCCGGCGGGGGAGGAGCACCUAAGCGGUGGCUUUCCAGUCUGGACCGGGCUGUCGGUCGCGGUGGGAUAUCUGGUCGGCGGUGUCAUCCUGUUGUUCCCCUACUUUUUUGGGGCCGAUGUGGGAGCCGGUCUCUUGUGGAGCUUCUCUGUGUGUAUUGUUGCCUUGAUCGGGUUCGGCUUUGGGAAGGAGUUCGUGUUAAGCGAGAGCGGCAGCGGAGCGCCUGAUAAGAGCAGGACUCCGUGGUCCAAGAUCCGCUCCAGCGUCUGGGAGGGCCUGCAGAUGGUGGUCCUGGGCGGCAUCGCGGCGCUGGCUGCCUGCGUGCGCCUAUUUAACGGCGUGCUCUAGCCGAGGAGACAACCAGAAUCGCGCGGAUAGCGAUUCAGCCGUCUCUUACAACGUGGCGCCCUUACUCAAAAACCAGCCCCGGACCUCAUCGAUGCCCAGCAAGGCGGUGAGCAUGAUGCGGCCGUAGCUGUCGAUAUCGUCGGGCUCGGCCUCGAGCAGGAUAUCCCCAACGCCCGAGUUCGGCACCAGGAAGUGCUUCCUCUGGCCCCACGCGACCGCGAACUCGACAGGGUCGGCAGCC